Pangasianodon hypophthalmus (striped catfish) is the source of this 1966-nucleotide messenger RNA. RefSeq names its product potassium channel tetramerization domain containing 4 (gene kctd4). Gene Ontology annotation, biological process: protein homooligomerization. The transcript has a single exon. Bases 456 to 1403 code for a protein of 315 amino acids. Gene Ontology annotation, molecular function: protein binding. The record is from RefSeq and is a predicted model, not a curated record. NCBI's taxonomy places the organism in Eukaryota, Metazoa, Chordata, Actinopteri, Siluriformes, Pangasiidae.
GAUCUGGCCGUGUUUGUUUAUGAAGCUGCCAAUAGUCGCUACAAGCACACAAUAAGAACAGAUGGCCUUCCAAAGCAAAGACUCUGACAAAAGAGAACUAAAAUGCAUUUAAACUUUAACAUCAGUAUACCCCCCAUUUCCAGCGGCUCAGUUUAAGCCCAAUGUUUUAAGCUGAGUCUAUGCUGUUUGGCCAAGUCCUCUAAGCUCACAAGCUGCUGCCCAGCUGAUGAUCUCUUUCAUUAGAGCCAAAUGAGUGCUAAUUGCUGAACCAGAGCGGAGGAGCACAUCGGAGUGGAGAGGUGAUUAAGUCCAGCCUUUAAAGUGGAGGGGAGGCAGGGCUGCACAGGGCUCUCUCUCUCUCUCUCUCUCUCUCCCCCCUUCUCCACUGACGCAGGCAAGCCCACCCUUAACAGCCCUCCUCCUGCAAGUGUGUAAGCGUUUGUGACCGUGCUUGCAUGCUCUUGUAUGUGUGUUUGUGUGGCUGCGAAAGGCUCUGGCACUUACUGGCAGGGCUCAGUGCUCCCGCACUCAAUGCCAGCGCCGCUGCUAUUUGCUUGCUCGCCCGCACACACGCAAACACACUCCUCCCCCACACACACUCUCUCAGGCUGGGCUCGGGAAACGGCAUGGAAUGGAAUCUCAGAAGGAUGGAAAGCGAGCUAAGGCAGAUCAAUCCGGACUUGCUGCAGCCCAGCAAGAGCUUUAAGAAGCCCUCCUCGGGCACCAUCACCCUCAAUGUGGGGGGUUACUUGUAUGCAGCACAGCGGCAAACUCUAGCCAAACACCCUGGCUCUCUACUUGAAGAGCUUGUCAGUGGUAAGAAAGCUGUGCAGCAUGUAGACUCCAUGGGCAACACGUUUAUUGAUCGUGAUGGUCCUGUUUUCCGUCACAUUUUGAAUUUCUUGAGGACCGGAGAGCUGAUCCUGCCAGAUGACUUCAAGGAACUGGCACUUCUACGGCGCGAGGCUGACUUCUACCGGCUGAGUGAGCUGGCCCAGGCACUGCAAGAGUGGGAGCAGCAACAGGCAGGUCAGCGUGAGCCUGCCUUCCUAGAGGUGACCGAUAGCCAUGAGCGAUCACACGGCCUCAAGAUCUACUGCAGCGAUGCAACCUUCAUUGAGAAAGUCAAAGCACGUCUGGUGCAGAUCUCGAAGAGUCGUCUGGAUGGCUUCCCUGAGGAGUUUGUGGUCUCGUCCAAUAUCAUCCAGUUCCGGCACUUCAUCAAGUCCGAGCAGGGUUCACGUCUAGUGCUCAAGGAGGACAGCACCUUCCUGUGCACUCUGGAGACGCUCAAGCUUGAAACGGUCAUGAUGGCUCUUAGAGCAGGCUUUCACCUGCUCACUUGCCUGGACAGUAGCCGGGGAUCAGUAGUGCAAUGCGAGGCUCUUCACUUUGUCAAGUGACCCAAACCAGCACAAAAGUACCCAUCAACCCACAAUGAUGUUUCCAGCCAUCAGCACAGGACCUGCACUGUAUUCACAAGAGAACAUUCUGCAAUUUAUGCUGCUUCUGCCUUCCUCCAGCUCCUACUAACCAGCCUUGAGAAGUAAAAAGAGGUGUUCUGUAUUGUGUUUUCUUCUGGCAUACUCUGUAUAAUCUUUCAUUUGACACAAACUAGCUUUUUUUAAAGUAAGACAAAGAGAAUAUGGAUAAUGGCUUCUGAACUGCAAUGUAUAGAAAACCUUUCAACUUCUUUCCAGAAUCUAUUCAGAUCAGAGGAAUUGGUUCAGGUUCAGAACAGGUUGCAUAGGUGCAACUACUGUGAUGUCUGAUCAACAGGUUGAAAUACAUAAUGCAUGUGCAAAUAUUAUUCCCCUUUGGGAGCAAAUGUUGUAAUUGCUGGUGUUGUGAAAAAGUAAAGUUGACAGCAAAAUCUUAUUCAAAACCUGUGAAUGUUUUGCAAAAUAAAGAUUAUAAAUAGUAAAUUGUACUACAGGCCUUAUUUAAUGUUUGUUAUAUCAUUUUA